Messenger RNA from Daldinia decipiens, 1086 nucleotides. RefSeq lists its product as uncharacterized. Lineage: Eukaryota; Fungi; Ascomycota; Sordariomycetes; Xylariales; Hypoxylaceae. The transcript has a single exon. The record is from RefSeq and is a predicted model, not a curated record. Bases 234 to 755 code for a protein of 173 amino acids.
AAAUCCCGGUAACCAUUUUAGAACAGCAAACAAAAACCUAGGAAAACUAGUGCUUUGUGUAUAAGUUAUUCUGGCAAUGACUAAGUAUUGCUUUGAAAUAGGCACACCCCAUGGACUAUAAAUACAAGCCUAAAGCAUAGUAGUAGUCCGAUCUAAACCAAACUCUGCAGACUUUGAUAGUUCAUACCUUGACCAAUUCAGACCUUAAUCAACGACCUAAGAUACCAUACAAAAUGUUCGCCAGGCACCCGGAGACAGUUAAGUCGCUUCAAAUCUCCCUGAGGUUGAAGACCCAUCGUGAUGCGGAGGCGUUGAUUGAGGUCGAUGAAGUUAAGGAAGCGUUCCGGCUUUACAUGAAUAGGUGUCUUGUAGCGACCUCUAUGACCAAGGAGUUGCCCAACUGGAAGGACGUCGACGACUACUUGCAAAAUCUUCGCACGUCGUCUGCGGUUCGAAACAAGGCGAAGACGUUGAGGGAAGCAGUAGAAGAGGAGUGCAAGUCGGCGCCGUACGAGCUCCUACCCCACGUGUCAAUGUUUGCCCUGCGAAUGAUGAGUUUCUUGAUAACCGCCCGGGGAGAGGUGUACGAUAUCAACUUAGAUGCUGAGAUAGCAAAGAGCCCCGAAGACGUCCAGUUUGACCGCUGCAUUAGGAUCAUGCACUUGUUGGGUUUCCUUGUCAACCACGACCGGGAGAUGAGGAGAGCCAGAGAGGCUGAGAAAACCCGGCAAGCGAUUGGAGAUAACUGGAUAUGAAGCCGCUCCAUGUGACGACGUGACUCGUUCGCUGGUUUCGAACGUGUCAAAGGUUUAAUGUUUAACUGUUCGAUGUAGGUUCCCCGUCUAAUAAAUAAAUAAAUUUUAAUUAUUACCUCCUUUUCCCUCCUACUUUCAUUCAGAGUUUAAUGUCUUUCACUUGUUCGCCGUGUCCUAAAUAUGGUAUGCAUCUCUCGUUGCCGUUUCAUCCGUCUAGCCCAUCCAUUUCAUUCCUCUCGUUUCCUCUAUUUGUGUCCGUAGCGUUCCUCCUACCUUCUCCGCCUCCUUAGCAAAGGCUUAAGCAGGACAGCUUAGGUAGUAGGUAGUUUCU